CUCUUUUUAACCUCUCGAAUUUCCAUUGAAACCCAAUACAUACCCUGAAUCCUUGUUUUAUUCAGCUUUUUAUUUUAUUAUUCUUUUACAAUGGAGACCAAGUCUCGCACUCUGGAGAUCACAAUAUUGUCAGCAGAAGACCUGAGGAUCGACAACAAACCGGUCAAGAAGAACGCCUUCGUCGUCGUCUCGAUCGACGCUUUCAACAACAAGGGGACGAAGAUCGACAGAGAAGGAGGGAGCUACCCCACGUGGAACGACAAACUGGUGAUGGAAAUACCAAUGCAAACACGCUUCAUUACCCUACAAGUCAGGCGUCGCAGGGGCUCUUCGGGAGGGGAAAAAACCGUGGGGUUUGCGAGAAUUCCGGUGACGGAUUUCAUCGGAGGGUACUGGCCGGAGACUUGUUUGCAGUAUUUGAGUUAUCGGUUAUGGGAUCCCAAGGGGUUGAAGAAUGGGAUCAUUAAUGUUUGUUUGAGAUUAAAAGAGACUUUUCAUGAUUGUUCUUCUCAGGCUGCUGCUGCUUCAGCUGGGAGUAUUGGACUGGGAAUUCCCAUUGAUGGACGAAGAGAUUUUGCUGUCGUUGCUGGGAUUCCAAUAUGGAAUGCUUAUCCAUCUAAUGCUUUUUUUAGAUGA
Messenger RNA from Hibiscus syriacus, 636 nucleotides. RefSeq names its product BON1-associated protein 2-like. NCBI's taxonomy places the organism in Eukaryota, Viridiplantae, Streptophyta, Magnoliopsida, Malvales, Malvaceae. The coding region runs from base 91 to 636 and encodes 181 amino acids. The transcript has a single exon. The record is from RefSeq and is a predicted model, not a curated record. Gene Ontology annotation, biological process: defense response.